Molecule: messenger RNA, 804 nt
Organism: Rhea pennata
Lineage: Eukaryota; Metazoa; Chordata; Aves; Rheiformes; Rheidae
Gene: C9H2orf72
Product: chromosome 9 C2orf72 homolog
Exons: 3
Coding region: 1-756 (251 amino acids)
Source: RefSeq, a predicted model, not a curated record
AUGGCGGUGGCGGAGGAGCUGCGGGCGCUGCGGGCGCUGGUGGAGCGGGCGGGCGGGCGGCGGGCCGUGCUGCUGGUGGCCGAGGUGGCGGAGGGCGCCCCGGCGGCGGCCACGCUGGCCGGCUUCGCCCGCGACCUCCUGGGCGACGAGGCGCCGGCGCAGCCACCGGAGCCCGGGUGCCCCCGGCCGCUGCCGCCGCCGCCGCCGCCGCCCCGGCACCGCCGCUGCCGCCGCCGGCGGGCGCUGGCAGCGCGGCUGCUGCUGGUGCUGUGCCGCGGCGGGGCGGCGCGGGGCAGCGCGGCGCGGACGCGCCUGCGGGAGGUGGUGCGCGACGUGCGCGGCCGCCUGCCCCCGGCGCCGCCGCCCGCCGUCGUCGGCGUCCUCCUGCCCGACGGCGACGGCGAGGACGCGGCGGUGCUGGACGAGACGCUGCGGCGGCACUUCCCGGCGCCGGGCACCGUGCAGGCGGCUCGCUACAGCCCCGGGAGCGCCGCCGCCCUGCGCGACUGCCGCGCCGCCGCCUGCCGCGCCCUGCGGGCCGCCCUGCAGCACCCAGCAGAGCGGAAAGAAAGCGAGAGGUGGAGACUCCCUUCCUUCCUGCAAUGCAUUUAUCAUGGCUGCAGGAGAAAAGGCCAUGUAGCAGAACCUGCAAAUGUUCAUGAAGAUGACAUGCAGGACCUUGAGGAAGAAGUGGCUCUGACCAGCCUAUCGCCCAAUGGAAACUAUGGACAAGCUGCUGGAGGCAUAGGGACCUAGAGCUGCUGCGGACCCAGUAUGGGUCGUGUCCUGGAUCUACCUGGCUGA